Molecule: messenger RNA, 1677 nt
Organism: Cantharellus anzutake
Lineage: Eukaryota; Fungi; Basidiomycota; Agaricomycetes; Cantharellales; Hydnaceae
Product: methyltransferase-domain-containing protein
Exons: 6
Coding region: 28-1386 (452 amino acids)
Biological process (GO): rRNA methylation; ribosomal large subunit biogenesis
Cellular component (GO): nucleolus
Molecular function (GO): rRNA (adenine) methyltransferase activity
Source: RefSeq, a predicted model, not a curated record
CACUGCCACUGGAUUCGACGUCUCAAGAUGUCGUUGUUCUCUGUACCUGGAUGGGAUAAUGGCAUCGUACCCGUUCCCCCGGGGAAGGGGAGAGGGAAGCGAAAACGUUCUGAUAAAGCCCCUUCCGGAGCGUCGUCAUCAACGUCCACAAACCUCAAUCUCCAGGCGCUAAUGCGGGAGAUGAGGCUAGAGAACAAUGGCUCAGAGAGAAAACACAAGACCCAUUUGGAAAAGUUAUCCAUCCCUGGCAGAAAAGACACGCUUACGAGGAAACGGUCACGGAUGGACCCGCCUCAGUCUCCUGCCAAGACCUCUCAAGAGGCCACACGAAAAACGGAGCCCCCCCGGCCUCCCAAAAGGCUGCGUAGAGAGGAGAGCGACGUUCUUCCGCCAUCCUCAGCAGGGGACGGCGAAGAAGACCCAAGCACCGUACUGUCGCGGAUAAAGUCCAAAAAGAAAAAGUCAAAACAACAACGUAAGGCCGAGCUGGCCAACAUCCUUAAGGAUCGGGAAACUGCAGUUUCUCCUCCUCCCUCCUCGAUUCUGGAUAUGCAGAGUGACGUAACGGAGCCCGUAGCCGAGCGACCAUCUUCGCCGCCUCCCGACCUCAACCACACGGGACUAGCCAGUAGCAGCUCAGCUGAAUUGGAUGGACUAACGCCUUCCCAGCGUGACAUGAAGGCGAAACUGAGCGGGAGUCGAUUCAGGAUGAUUAACGAGCUGUUAUACAAGUCUGAUGGUGCUGCCUCGCUCAGAAUGAUGCAGCAAGAUCCUGAUGUCUACAAAGACUAUCACUCGGGUUUCCGCCGCCAAGUGCUUUCUUGGCCUGUGAACCCGGUAACAUACUUUACAUCCUCUAUCUCUUCUACAUAUUCUGCCGAAUCGACGGUGAUAGCCGACCUCGGAUGUGGAGAUGCAUCUCUGGCAAAAAAUCUCUCCCCUCGUGGCUUCCGGGUGCUUUCAUACGAUCUCGUUUCAGAUGGGGAAUGGGUCACGGAAGCGGACCUGUGUAAUCAUAUACCUCUUCCUGGGAACAUAGACGAUUUGGGUGGUUCAACAGCCCAGAUAGUAGAUGUCGCUGUGUUCUCGCUGAGUCUGAUGAAUACAAAUUGGAUAAAAAGCGUCAAGGAGGCGCGAAGGAUUCUGAAAACUGGUGGACGAAUGAAAAUUGCCGAGGUAACGAGUCGCCUCAAAAGCAAGAAAGCUUUCACCUCGUUGAUUGCGACGCUAGGGUUCAAAUUGAUUGAAACAACCGACCCAAACACACACUUCUGUGUCUUCGAGUUCGAAAAAAUUAAGCGAGGUCCCUUAUCGAAGAAGGAUUGGGCACAGAUUGAAGCGAAAGCUACUGACCUCCUCAAGCCUUGCGAAUACAAGCGACGGUGAUCACGGCAGUCACGGGUGACUAAUGUUUGAGCUGACGAAGCGCGCGCAUCGUGACACUCGAUAAUGGAGGCCAUCAACAUGCUCUCGAUUUGUUAGCCAAUGUUCUGGAGUGAGCCGAGGUUACGCGCCUCCAAAAUUCCAGGCAAACUCCGUAAUUCCAAAACUGCGCUUCAGAGUUUACGCUAUUGUUCACCCAAUUCUUUCACGAUUUAACAUGGGUACAGAAAUGCAGCCAUGUGUGUUAUGUAGGGUAUAGAGUAGUGUCCGAAGCAGUAAAUUCAAAAGUAAAAC